Messenger RNA from Epithele typhae, 1812 nucleotides. RefSeq names its product alcohol oxidase. Bases 1 to 1812 code for a protein of 603 amino acids. The record is from RefSeq and is a predicted model, not a curated record. Lineage: Eukaryota; Fungi; Basidiomycota; Agaricomycetes; Polyporales; Epitheliaceae. Gene Ontology annotation, molecular function: flavin adenine dinucleotide binding; oxidoreductase activity, acting on CH-OH group of donors. The transcript has 14 exons.
AUGCCCUCUCCGCGUUUCUCUGUAAUCCAGGCGCUUGCAGCCGUCGCGCUCGGGCUCCACGCGGCCCAGGCUGCGCUGUUCGUGAGCCCGACGAGCGAAGUGCUCAGCAAGUCCUACGAUGUCAUCGUUGUUGGCGCUGGCGCGGCAGGGGCGGUGAUGGCGAACCGCCUCACUGAAGAUCCGGACACGACCGUUCUGCUCAUCGAGGCAGGCUCAGACGACUUCAUGAACUUGAACAUCUCGGUACCUGGAUUCGCCUCCAGGCUCACUGGGUCACAGUUUGACUGGAACUUUACCACGACCCCACAAGAAGGCCUGAACAACCGGGCAAUCCAAUACCCUCGCGGCUUCGUCCUCGGCGGCUCCACUGCGAUCAACCUCAUGGCCUUCUGCCGCGGGACCAAGGACGACUUCGGCAGGAUCGCAAACGUUACUGGAGACAGUGGAUGGGAGUGGGAGAAUCUUCUACCCUUCGUGCUGAAGGUCGACAACAUAACGGCCCCAGCGGACGGGCAUAACACGACUGGGCAAUACAAUCCGGCGGUCCACCGCCAUGCUGCUGAUCUUGGUUUAGGAGUUGUGGACAUUAGCGUCCCGGGGAUGUUCCUGGAGCCCAUCGACUCCAUUGCUCUGAACACCUCUGCUGAACUCCCAGACGAAUUCCCUUUCAACCUUGACUACAACUCCGGUGACACAAUUGGCUUCAGUUGGGCUCAAUGGACUAUCCACGACGGCGUACGCGUCACUUCAGCGUCCUCGUAUCUUGCCCAAGCUUCCAGCCGUACUAACCUCGACAUCCUCGUCAAUACUCGUGUGACGAAAAUACUGCCAGUUGGCUCCUGUGCUGACACUCCAGAUAUGCGGACAGUCGAGUUUGCUCAAUCUGCAGAUGGUCCGACUUACAACCUCACUGCGUCAAAGGAGGUGAUUUUGUCUGCGGGGUCUAUCAAGACUCCUCACAUCCUCAUGUUAUCUGGCAUUGGUGAUGCAACGCACCUUUCUGACAAGGGUAUCACUCCUAUUGUCAACCUCACUGCUGUAGGCAGAAAUCUCCAGGACCACGUCUUCCUCCCUAAUUCGUGGAAUGUCACUGCCAACUUCACUCUCGACGACCUUCAUCGGAGCGCCAACCUGACCGCGGAGCAGCUUCAGCUCUGGAUGACGAACGGAACAGGCUUUUUGGGACUUCCGCCUUCUGAUCAGUUCAUGUGGCUGCGUGCAAAUGACUCGAUUUUCACCGACAUCGAUGCGGAGGACCCAAGCGCGGGUCCUACCUCCGCUCACUUCGAGAUCAUCAUCAGUGACAAUUUCGUGUCGAAGCGCGUUGCCCUCCCGUCAACAGGCCGCUUCCUCUCCCUCAUCACGAACGUCAUCUCCCCUUCGUCCCGCGGCAACAUCACCCUGAACACGACCGACCCGUUCGACGCCCCCCUCAUCAACCCCGCACUGCUCUCGACGGACGUCGACCGCGCGAUCAUGCGCGCCGCGAUCGCCGCCGUGCGCCGGUUCGCCGCCGCGCCCGCGUUCGCCGGCUACCUCGUCGGCGAGUUCGGCGCGUUCGGCGCGGCGCGGAGCGCGGACGAGAUCGACGCAUACGCGGCGGACAACGCGGACACGGUCGACCACCCCGUCGGGACCGUCGCGCUGGGGAGCGCGCUCGAGCGCGACUUCCGCGUCAAGGGCACGAGGGGGCUGAGGGUCGUCGACGCGAGCACGUUCCCGUUCGUCCCGUCGGCGCAUACACAGGGGCCGACGUACAUAGUCGCGGAGCGCGCGGCGUCGCUGGUUAAGGCGGGGUUAAGGCGGGCUUGA